GGGAAAAUGAAUAAAGUAAUGAAAUUUGUUGGCCUCACCGUUCACUUCACUGUUGCGCAUUGCAGGUUAUGUUAGUCUCAUUUUUGAAGUCGAACGGCAAGCCGUUCCAAUUACGGGGACUGGUUGCGCGGCUUUAUUCAACCCGCAAGAGCGAGGUGUCUUCUUCUGACCCACAAAAAGACACCAUCCGCCGUUACUUGUACCCUCCGAACAUCCGCAACAAAGCCUCUCCUACUGGUACAUGGCGCCCAGACGUCGCACGCGCUCUCCAGCGCGCAAUACCUUCUGUGCAAGCGCACGAGACUAUCGAGCGCGCUUGGCUCCUCCAUCAGAGACACCUACGCAAGAAACGGGAUGCGGAGCUGCAGCGCAAAUUUAAUUGCAUGAGACAGGCAAUGCAGGAACUGGAGGAGAUUGACUCGAGGUUGUUUAGGGAAGCAAACAAGCAAGAGGAUCCAAGAGCGAGGAGUUUGGCUGAGGUGGAGGCUAUGAAGAGUAUGUCUGAACCGGAGAAGCGAGCUGUCGAGUCCAGGGUGAGGGGUUUGUUUCCUAGAGAACUCCGCAUACCAACAGAUACACCGCCGAAGAAUGGCUGGCCUAAUGAAUGGAGGGCAUUCCAGAGGCCCUUGGCAUGAGCACAGUCACAGGGCGCUUCCAUCGUUAUCAGGAGGUGCAUACGUAGAGUAUGUAAUCGGACUCUUGUUUGUUGAGGCCUUACGAUGUGCCAUAUACUGGCCGGCUACGAGUUUCCACAAUUCUGUCUAUGGGAGCUUGUUAUGAAUUUAGUGGGUCUCGACCAAUCAUGACGCAUUUAUCGC
This is a messenger RNA of Suillus subalutaceus, 818 nucleotides long. RefSeq lists its product as uncharacterized. The transcript is spliced from 2 exons. The coding region runs from base 69 to 635 and encodes 188 amino acids. Gene Ontology annotation, molecular function: structural constituent of ribosome. NCBI's taxonomy places the organism in Eukaryota, Fungi, Basidiomycota, Agaricomycetes, Boletales, Suillaceae. Gene Ontology annotation, biological process: mitochondrial translation. The record is from RefSeq and is a predicted model, not a curated record.